Anthonomus grandis grandis is the source of this 1746-nucleotide messenger RNA. RefSeq names its product translocation protein SEC62 (gene Trp1). Bases 114 to 1241 code for a protein of 375 amino acids. Gene Ontology annotation, cellular component: endoplasmic reticulum; endoplasmic reticulum membrane. Lineage: Eukaryota; Metazoa; Arthropoda; Insecta; Coleoptera; Curculionidae. Gene Ontology annotation, biological process: post-translational protein targeting to membrane, translocation. The record is from RefSeq and is a predicted model, not a curated record. The transcript is spliced from 6 exons.
UUUAUAGGAUGACCAUGUUGAAAAGCGUAAACCGUGACAAGUGACAUUUCGUCUAGUUGACAGCCGAGUGACAGAACAGAGUGAUCCUGUCAAAAUUUUUGCGUGUUGUCGAAAUGGCUGACAAGAAGCGAAGCAGGAAGCGAAAAGAUGAUUACAUUCCUCCCGGAGAGGAAGUUCCAGACAAGCCAAGCAAAGACGAAUAUACUGUGGCCAAGUGGAUGAGGAAGAAUGUGCCCAUUAAACGGACCAAGUUUUUAAACCAUAAUGUCGAAUACUUUACAGCCAAGCGUGCUGUAGAUGCCCUGUUAGAAUCGAAAUUCUGCAAAGACGAGAAUGCCCUCUUUAAAUCACGGAAUGACAUCAUCCAGUAUCUGCAUCUUAUGCUCGAGCAUAAGUUUUACCAUAGGGCCAGAAAAGUGCCCAUAUCUGAACAAGAAUUAAAAGCGAGAAAAAAGGACAAGAAGAAAGAACUUGCCGAGUCAGCCGACGAAGACAAAAAAGACAAGGACAAGGUGACUGAUGCGGAAAGCAGUGUGGUCGAAGGGAAAGAUCACGCCGAUAAGCCACAAAAAGAGAAACGCAAAAUGAAAGUACGCCUGGAAAUGCACAACGACCAAAGGUUUGUGGACACUUUGGACGCCUACGUGUGGAUCUACGAUCCGAUUCCUUUUCAUUAUUGGAUAUUCGGGACCCUCCUAGUGUUUGGUGCUAUCGGUAUUUGCAUGUUUCCACUGUGGCCGCCAGUUGUCAGGUUGGGCGUGUACUACCUGAGCGUGGCCGCCGCCUGUUUCCUAGUGUCCAUAAUCGUGUUGGCCGUAAUCCGGAUAAUUCUCUUCUGCCUAAUUUGGCUGUUGACGUGCGGCAAACACCACCUGUGGAUAUUCCCGAACCUGACGGAGGACGUGGGCUUUUUCGCCUCCUUUUGGCCCCUCUAUCAGUACGAGUACAAGGGCGGCGCGUGCGGCGAUAAAAAGAAGAAAAAGAAGAAGAAGGACAAGGACAGCGACGCCGAGGAAGACGAAGAGGAGGAAAACGUGGAGAAUAUCGAGGACAAGGACGGCAAAUUGGAACGGGGCAGCUCCGACGAGGACAAGAGACAACCCGAUGGGGCAGAAGAGAAAAAACCGGUCGAGGAACAGGAGGGAGUCGGUUCGGAGAGCGAGAGCGAAUCGAAAUCGUCGAGUACGGGGCGGGAUUUUGAAAUCGUCGAUCAUAAGGAGCUGGAGGAGGCCGAGAAAUAACUUUUGGUUACGUUUUAUAGGUUAUGAUGGUGGGACAGUCGGUCAAAAUUCAGUAUUUAUUAUUAUUAUUAUGGUGUGAAUGAAUCACCAUUGAAUGUAUUUUUUUUUGGUAAUAUGUUUGUCUCACCAGAUUUUACGUUAAUCCCGUUAGGAAAUAAAGAAUAUUUAUGGCUAUUGGCACACAUUCAAUAAAUAACGUUCGUAGUAGUGUAUUUAAAUCGAUUAUUCAAAGAGUUUACGGUGGAUGUUAAUUAACGGUUUUCCAAUGGAAUAUUUAUCGGUAUGUUGACGGUUUUUUUUUAGGUUAUGUCCAUUUAUUACAGUGAUAUUUAUACACAGAGUUUUGGGUUUGUAUAUAAUCAUGUAACGCAGGAUCUGAGGAAACGGCGCUUCAAAGAGUGUUUAUGCAUUUAUUUUUUCUUUUAUUCAGAAUUAGUAUUUUUUUUUCUUUUAGGGUUAUGCUAGUAAUAAAGUAUUUAAAUGGAAUAUAAUGUAAAUAUUUGAA